Molecule: messenger RNA, 2422 nt
Organism: Vanrija pseudolonga
Lineage: Eukaryota; Fungi; Basidiomycota; Tremellomycetes; Trichosporonales; Trichosporonaceae
Gene: ATM1
Product: Iron-sulfur clusters transporter ATM1, mitochondrial
Exons: 7
Coding region: 132-2372 (746 amino acids)
Biological process (GO): transmembrane transport; intracellular iron ion homeostasis
Cellular component (GO): mitochondrial inner membrane
Molecular function (GO): ATP hydrolysis activity; ATP binding; ABC-type transporter activity
Source: RefSeq, a predicted model, not a curated record
CAUCCCCUUGAAACGACUGCAACAGCAUCGCCUCACUGUCUCGACACUGUGCUGGCAGACUCUGAGUGACGAGUAAAGCACCGCCCAGCCCUCGCCUCACCCUCACUCCGGCACAUCGGACAACAACACAAAUGCUGAGCGCGACCUGGCGGGUCGCGGCUCGGCCAGCCCUCGGGGCCGCCGUGAACGCGCGCGCUGGCCCCCCACGCGCUGCCUACGGGGUCCGCUCGCUCACAACCCGCCCGCGAUGGCCAUUACAACGGGUACCUCCGACAUCACCUUUCCCCGCGCCCACGCGACCACUAGCCGUGUCGCCGAAGCACGCCAUCGCCACCCGUGCGUUCGUGUCGUCGGCGCGGAGGGCUAGCCCUCCGGCGGACAAGGCGCCAGUCGUGGACUCCAAAGCCCCGACAGCUGCAGCUGCUGCUGGGAGUGGCGGCGCCGCUACACCCGCCAAGAGCGCGACCCUCAAUGUCGACGUCGCGACGCCUACCGUGUCCGAGAAGGCGCAGAGCAAGACAGACUGGACGAUCCUGAAAAAGCUUGCGAGCAAUGUCUGGCCCAAGGGCAACACGGGUGUCAAGAUCCGCGUGGUUACGGCCCUGUUGCUGCUCGUGGCCGGCAAGGUCCUCAAUGUGCAGGUGCCGUUCUUCUUCAAGGCCAUUGUCGACGGGCUGAAUGUGCCGAUCACGGAGCACACGACGGUGUGGGUGCUGGCUGGAACGGCGAUCGCCGGCUACGGACUUGCGCGUAUCGGAGCAACAGCCUUCGGCGAACUCCGCAACGCCAUCUUCGCAACAGUGGCACAAGGCACGAUCCGCAAGGUCGCCCGCGAGACGUUUGGCCACCUCCUCAACAUGGACAUGAAGUUCCAUCUCGAGCGUCAGACGGGCGGUCUGACGCGUGCGAUUGACCGCGGUACCAAGGGCAUCUCGUUCAUCCUCUCGUCGAUCGUGUUCCACGUCUUCCCGACCGUGCUGGAGAUCUCGAUGGUGUGCGGUAUUCUGUCGUACAAGUUUGGAUGGGACUUUGCCGGCGUCGCUGCUGCCACUAUGAUUCUCUACACCUGGUUCACGGUUCAGACGACUGCCUGGAGGACAAAGUUCCGCAAGCAGGCCAACGCGGCCGACAACAAGGGCGCAACGGUCGCUGUCGACUCGCUGAUCAACUAUGAGGCUGUCAAGACCUUCAACAACGAAAAGUAUGAGCUCAAGCAGUACGAUGCCACACUCAAGACGUACGAAAGCGCUUCAAUCAAGAUCGCCACGUCGCUCGCAUUCCUCAACUCGGGCCAAAACAUGAUCUUCUCUACGGCCCUUACCACCAUGAUGCUACUUGGUGCCCAGGGAAUCAUCAACGGCACCAUGACUGUGGGCGACCUCGUCCUCAUCAACCAGCUCGUGUUCCAGCUGUCGCUCCCUCUCAACUUCCUCGGAUCGGUGUAUCGCGAGCUGCGCCAGAGCCUGAUCGACCUCGAGGUCAUGUUCAACCUCCAGUCAAUCAACCCUGUCAUUGCUGAGAAGCCUGCCGCCAAGCCGCUGCAGCUCAAGGGCGGCGAGAUCAAGUUUGACAAUGUCAACUUUGCGUAUCACCCCGACCGGCCGAUUCUGCAGAACCUGAGCCUGACCAUCCCCGCGGGGAAGAAGGUCGCGCUCGUCGGCCCCUCGGGCUGCGGCAAGUCGACCGUCUUCAGGCUCCUGUUCCGCUUCUACGACUCUCAGAGCGGCCACAUCUACGUUGACGGCCAGGACAUCAAGGACGUGCAGCUCGAGUCGCUGCGCAAGGCCAUCGGUGUUGUGCCUCAGGACACGCCGCUGUUCCACGCCGACAUCAUGCACAACAUUCGCUACGGCAACCUCGAGGCCACCGAUGACCAGGUGUACGAGGUGGCGCGCAAGGCGCAGCUGGACAAGACGAUCGCCAAGCUCCCAGACGGAUACCACACCAAGGUCGGUGAGCGUGGCCUGAUGAUCUCUGGUGGCGAGAAGCAGCGUAUCGCUGUUGCUCGUCUGCUGCUCAAGGACCCUCCCAUCAACUUCUUUGACGAGGCGACGUCUGCACUCGACGUGUACACCGAGACGGAGCUCAUGAGAAAUAUCAACGCGACGCUGGUGGACGGUACCAAGACUAGCGUGUUCAUCGCGCAUCGCCUGCGCACCAUCUCGGACGCCGACCUCAUUAUUGUGCUCCAGGACGGCCGCCUCGCCGAGCAGGGCACGCACGACGAGCUCCUCCAGAACGUCGGCGGCGUGUACUGGAACCUGUGGCAGGCGCAGCUCACCGAGACGGUCAAGGAGGCUGUCGACGAGCGAAUGGAGCGCGAGAUUGACGACUUUGAGGGCAAGGGCGAGGCGGCCGGCAAGAAGAAGUAACGCAGUGAUGAGCAGUAUAUUGGGCAUUAUGCAUAGAGCAUUGGUUGGCA